Pistacia vera is the source of this 1401-nucleotide messenger RNA. RefSeq names its product 1-aminocyclopropane-1-carboxylate synthase 3. The record is from RefSeq and is a predicted model, not a curated record. Gene Ontology annotation, biological process: amino acid metabolic process; biosynthetic process. Lineage: Eukaryota; Viridiplantae; Streptophyta; Magnoliopsida; Sapindales; Anacardiaceae. Gene Ontology annotation, molecular function: pyridoxal phosphate binding; transaminase activity; 1-aminocyclopropane-1-carboxylate synthase activity. The transcript has 4 exons. Bases 1 to 1401 code for a protein of 466 amino acids.
AUGAAGCUGUUGUCUAGAAAAGCUACGUGCAAUUGUCAUGGUCAAGAUUCCUCAUAUUUCCUAGGAUGGCAGGAAUAUGAGAACAAUCCUUAUGACGAGGUUAAGAACCCUAAAGGCAUUAUUCAGAUGGGUCUUGCAGAGAAUCAGCUCUCUUUUGAUCUUCUUGAGUCGUGGCUCGCUAAAAACCCCGAUGCAGCUGGCUUCAAGAAAGAUGGACAGUCCAUAUUCAGAGAGCUUGCUCUUUUUCAAGAUUAUCAUGGACUCCCUUCUUUCAAACAAGCAUUGGUAGACUUUAUGUCAGAAAUUAGAGGAAAUAAAGUAACUUUUGAUCCAAGCAAUCUUGUGCUCAUCGCCGGGGCAACUUCUGCAAAUGAGACUCUCGUGUUUUGUCUUGCUGAACCCGGCGAGGCCUUUCUUCUUCCCACACCAUACUACCCUGGAUUUGAUAGAGAUCUUAAGUGGCGAACUGGGGUUGAAAUUGUACCAAUACAGUGCACAAGCUCAAAUGGCUUCCAAAUUACUGAAACAGCUCUUGAAGAAGCUUAUCAGCUAGCACAAAAACGCAACCUAAAAGUUAAAGGAGUCUUGGUCACCAACCCCUCUAACCCAUUGGGCACAACAAUGAGCCACACAGAAUUGAACCUUCUUGUCAACUUCAUUUCUGCCAAAAAUAUUCACUUAAUUAGCGAUGAAAUUUAUUCCGGGACAGUUUUUAGCUCACCAGGCUUCAUUAGCAUCAUGGAAAUUUUAAAAGAAAGGAGCUUUGAGGAUACUGAAGUUUGGAACAGAGUACAUAUUGUGUAUAGUCUCUCAAAGGAUCUGGGCCUCCCUGGUUUUCGAGUUGGUGCAAUUUAUUCCAACGAUGACAUGGUUGUGGCUGCAGCCACAAAAAUGUCCAGCUUCGGCCUAGUUUCUUCUCAAACUCAAUAUCUCCUCUCAGCCAUGCUUUCCGACAAGAAGUUCACAAAGAACUACAUUUCGGAGAACCAAAAGAGGCUUAAACAAAGACACAAGAAGCUCGUUUCAGGCCUUGAAAAAGCCGGUAUCAGCUGCCUUAAGAGCAAUGCCGGUUUAUUUUGCUGGGUUGACAUGAGACAUCUUUUGAGCUCUAACACAUUUGAAGCAGAGAUAGAACUCUGGAAAAAAAUCGUUUAUGAUGUCAAGUUAAACAUCUCUCCUGGUUCUUCAUGCCAUUGCACCGAGCCAGGGUGGUUCCGAGUUUGUUUCGCUAACAUGUCAGAAGAAACUCUAAAGCUCUCCAUGCAACGUUUGAAGGCUUUUGUGGACUCAACCACGAAAACCAACCAUCAAUCCAUAGAAAAUUCAAGAAGAAAGUCCCUCCCCAAGUGGGUUUUCCGGCUAUCGUUCGACGACCGUGAAACCGUUCAUGGUGAGCGAUAG